CGGCAUCCGCAAUGCCCUCGAUAUUGUGGAGCUCACGAAGAAGGAGCUGCCCUUGCCAUAGAGGAACCUCGUUAACACGCCACACCUCCUCAGCUUCUUUUUGAACUUUGUCCUGCGGAACCGUGUUCUCCCAAAAGUCUCACAUGAACGCGGCAUCCGCAAUGCCCUCGAUAUUGUGGAGCUCGCGAAGAAGGAGCUGCCCUUGACAUACAAGAUUGGGCGGGCGUUACCCGAUGUGCUCAGCACUCUCAAAGAACAUGGGCGACAAACUCGACAAGGAGAAGGGCCGCGAGUCUAUCGAAGCACCUGACUUUAAACGAAACGCUUCCACUGACCUCAUUCGUCAACGAGCCGUCAAACGCGAACGCUCCACCCCCACCAAACCUGACCUCAGGCCUAGUGCUGAGUUCAGAGAGGGCCGCAGACGCAGGAGAGGUGACGGUUCCUCUGGCACUAACCAUGCCUCUUUAGAUGCUCUAUCCACCCACGAAGAACUCGACAUUCUCAAAGUCGAGCAUUCCCAUACUUUCUCCUCCCAAACUUGUGCCCUUCAAGAUCUCCAAACCCAAGAAAAAGACCUGCGCUCACAGUUUGAAGUCGCAGUAUGGGAAAAGGCAGAGAAGCGCACGGGGUCAUUGAUGGAUGAAGUUGCGAAGUUGAGGAGGAUGGUGCACGAGAUGCAGCAGACGAUUCAGAGUGCAGUUGCACAAGGAGCGGGAUUGGGAUUGGGAUUGGGAUUUAAUUGGGAGGGUGUGAUCCAGGACGAGUUCUAUGGACAGUAUUUUGAAGAUCCUGGCUGCAUCUGGUGCAAGGAGGGUCAGUGUCAGUUCGAGCGUGCCCAGCAGAUAGGAAGGAAAUGCGACGGCGAGCACUGA
This is a messenger RNA of Suillus fuscotomentosus, 875 nucleotides long. RefSeq lists its product as uncharacterized. The transcript is spliced from 4 exons. The coding region runs from base 234 to 875 and encodes 213 amino acids. The record is from RefSeq and is a predicted model, not a curated record. Lineage: Eukaryota; Fungi; Basidiomycota; Agaricomycetes; Boletales; Suillaceae.